AUGGUAUGUGGAAAGAAGAGUGCACUGGAGGGUCAGGAAGUUGAAAGCAAGGCCCGAUGUUUCUGGACACUGGACGAUGAAACGCACCUCAUCCAGUACAUCGCUGCCCACCAUGCUAAGGGUGGUGACAGAAUGAACUUUGACAAGACCUUCUGGACCGCUGCUUCUAUUGAGACAUCUAAACAUACCACACAAGGUGCACCAAAGACAAUCAAUGCAUGCCAAUCGAAAUGGGCAUGGCUCCAUAGCACGUUCAGUGUUGUAGAUUCAAUUGCGACCUAUUCUGGAUGGGAGUACAGUCUGGAGCGUGGCGCCAACGUCACAGCUGAAUCUGAGAUGGUAUGGACUGACUACAUGGGCUCAUCGAAAGCUCCUCUCACUGCAAAGAAGUUUAAGAAUAAAGGCUGGCCCCACUAUGAAGCAAUGAAGGAACUCCUACCAUCGGCAAAGACACAUGGAAGCCGUGCUUUCUACACCUGCAUGCCUGCUGACAAUGCUGCACUGGUAGGGGCUUCGAGUCAUGCUACCUCUUCUCACCUCCCAGAUGGCAUGAGUUAUGAUGAAGCCAAUAUACUCGACCAGGAGGAAGCAUUGAACGACAUCGAGUCGCAGGAUGUAGAUAUCGCCAUGAUGCCGCCACCCUCCACCAUCAUGACUGAGCCACCCUCUCCCUUUAAUCCAAUGCAACGGCCCACCUUCACUCCCUCUACACCAGGUACUUCUACCAUUGCCAGCGGCAAACAAAAAGCAGCUGGAGAAUCAGGUGAUAACAUGAGGUCGCUUGCUCGCCCUCCGGGCUCUACGAAAUCUGCAUCCGAGUCAGGGAAGUCCGUCAAGUCACCACGUGUGGCUGUCCCAGAAGCUUUCCAAAGCAUGUCCAAGGAGAUCCAUAAUCUCUCCACCUCCUUUGAUCGUGCAACAGAUGUCAUGCAUGAGCGCGCAACUCAGGUUGCCUCGCGCCCCACGGUGGAUCCCAUUCCGGUGCGCAAGCAGAAGGCUAUCAUUCAGCUUCAGAAGGAGGGUCUGGAGGACCAUGAGAUCAUUGAAAUUAUCAAGCAUUUCCAAGCAGAUGUUUCCAUAGCUGAUUCGUACCUUGUCAUUGAGAAGGAGAGCGUCCGGAAGCUUUUCUUAUCAACAUACUUGAAGUAA
Messenger RNA from Suillus fuscotomentosus, 1149 nucleotides. RefSeq lists its product as uncharacterized. The record is from RefSeq and is a predicted model, not a curated record. The coding region runs from base 1 to 1149 and encodes 382 amino acids. NCBI's taxonomy places the organism in Eukaryota, Fungi, Basidiomycota, Agaricomycetes, Boletales, Suillaceae. The transcript is spliced from 3 exons.